Messenger RNA from Monomorium pharaonis (pharaoh ant), 4486 nucleotides. RefSeq lists its product as uncharacterized. The record is from RefSeq and is a predicted model, not a curated record. Bases 550 to 1890 code for a protein of 446 amino acids. The transcript has 10 exons. Lineage: Eukaryota; Metazoa; Arthropoda; Insecta; Hymenoptera; Formicidae.
AGCCACUACUAUUGGCUCUAAUCUCUGAUGGAGGGGGCGUUGCUGUGGUGGGGACGGUUGUUGCGAAUUGGAUUUGAUGAUUUGGCUCCGAACAGGCUUGUCAGAAAUCGGCCGCUGCAACAUCACUUACACAAGAAAAGCCACGUCCGUAUGCACAGUGCCACACUGAUUGGCUUUUACUUAGUGUGUGCACACCCUAUCGUCAUUGUUCGACGUUGCAACAGCCGAUUUUUGACAAAUGUGCUUCGAUGUCUCAUAUGACGAACACCCGGAGGAACGGCGCCGGUGUCAGUACGGAGAGUCAUGACUUUCCCACGGGACAAUCGAUAGUUCGAUCCUCGGGUCGUUAAUUCGAUCGAAGCGAUGAGGAAUCUGCACCACGCUGGUGCGGUCAGUUCCUGGCUUGCCACGAGGCUGUUAUUUCUGUAAUACUUUAGCACGAUGAAUCCCGGCUAAGUGUACAUCGUAUCUGCUUUCUGCGUGCUCGAAAUGUUUGCGCGUGAGGCAACGAUGAGCUCUGUCGAGCGGUUGGUCUAAAAGGGUUCAGCUAUGGCUGAAGGUGGCACGGAGCCAAAGUCUAUUGACGGUCAGAUUCCAAGAGGUCAGUUAGAGAUAAACGAAUGCCUCGGUAACUGGUUGAUGUACUUACAGACACUUAAUGGCCUAUGUACAGCUGGUACUAAACUAGCCCAAUCCCUACAAGCGCUUCUCUCCGUGCACGACACAGUAGCACAAUGCCGUCUGACAGGCCAAUGUCUGGCUGGAUGGGAAGAAUUGGCGAGAGCUACACACAUAGCCAGUAACACUGUUAAAAAUCAUGUUAUCACUGCUCUGAGAGAUCAUGAGUCUCGCGACAAUGAUGGGGACAAGCAUGAUAUUCUUAGAGAAAAUCUCUUGACAUUCAUAAACUUACAAUAUCAGUUCUGCGUCGCUUGUUGCGAGUGCUUGGGUGGCAUGGCAGAGUGCUCCUGCUCUCAAAGCGGUAGCGGUGAUUGCGACAUCGCUGCGCUUCAGCAAUGCUUCGAGCGUCUUUACAGCUCGCCGGUGCCGCCAAUUUCCUCCUCGUCCACCCAGCAAUCCACGCAGAACUAUCGAAGAUCCCCUCUGCCGUAUUCGUUGUUCCCUCUGCAGGUUCAGAGGAGAUGGUCGGAAACGGCGGCGGCGGAAAUGUCGGGCGAGUCCGCCGAGAGCACGAUGAGACGCUGGUCGAUGCCCUGGGACUGCAAGCACGUUAUAGAGUGGCCACGGCAGGACGCGAGGUCACGGUUAAGGGUACCCCAGCAGGAUCGCAGUAGAUCGACCACGCCCGACUCUGUGUGGAAAACAUCAAUGGCUAGUCAGGACGGUCUCCAGGAAGCCAUUCAACUGUUGUCUUGCAAGCCAGGAGUUCGACCGUCCAAUCAACUCUCGGCUUACACUAGUCAGCAUAUCCCGGGCGUCACUUUGACGACCUGCAAUUUCGACUCGAAUUACGACUCCGCCAUUUGGUCUGGAUCGCGUAGGAUAGGUUCACCUAGGUGUUGGCCCCAGGACUCCAGCGAUCAUUCCGAUCAAUCCGGGCACCGUGAUAGCGAUCAUAGCGUUCACAGCGAGCAUAGAGAUUCAGAACAGAGCGGUGCCAGCGGUAGUCACGGCGACAGCAAGGACAGCAUUCACUCCCAUUGUGAUCAUAGAGAAACCGAAACCGGUACAGCGGACACACUGCCGUCUCGCAAAAGCAGCUCAUCGACUGACUCCUGCGUCUCUGCGCACAGCCGAUCAGGUUCAGAAAGCGCGGGUGGCGGGGAGUGCACGAGAUCGCAAUUGUACUCGAUGUGGAGUGGCGGCGAUCUAUCCUUCAUCAAGUUGCCGGAGAGUAAUGAGAUACAAGAUGAACAUCCACCUACUUAAAUACCCGACACUUUUAUUUUCACAUUUGAAAUGUAUCCAAAAACAUAAUUCAACCUUUGGAUUACUGAACCAUGAAUUACUGAACGAAGCAACUUCUAAGGAGUAUUUUUAAAUAAAUACAAUACCCAUGCACUAGAAAUUUGCGAACUAUUCGAAUUCGAGUCGAAUUGAAUCAGAUAAGUUCUUAUUCGAAUUUAAAUCUUUGUGAUUGGAUUCUAAAUGAUUCAGAAAUUUUGAAUUUAAAAAUUUCGAAUAUAAACAACAUAUAUUGAUGAUUUCAUAAAAUCAUAUUUAAACUUACUUUAUAUCAUACCAUCGAUAUUAUGUUUAUGUAGUAUGGAAAUAUUUAUUAUCUAUAUAUUAAAAUUUAACCUAUCAUACACAGUGAUUAUGCUGUUAAUUAAAAUUAUGUUUCAAUGAUUUUAUUUAAUUCAUUAAUUCAUUUCGGGUAAAAUUUUUUUAUUUAAUUCGAUUGGAAUUUAAACAAAAAAUUUUUUUAAUUUGUUCCAGUUCGACGUUAAAAAGACUUUCAUUCGCAUAUCUCUACUAUGCAUCUUUAGAAAAUAAAAUAAAUUUGAAAUCAUUUUUUAGAAACGAAGUCUCGGAACCUUGCAUAAAAAUGAUUUUUUAUUCUACAUGUUAUUUUUUUCACAAGAUAUAUAUGUUUGAAAAGAUUUUUCGAAGAGAGAUUUGAAUGGUCCAGUGAUUCAAAAAAUAAAUCGUUACCGCAACGUUAAGACUUGUUGACCCGAAAAUUUACUUGCGAUUAAUUUUAUUUGUGAUGUAUACAUGUUUGGUAUAUUUGUGACGGCGCGAGUUAGUACGUGCAUUGAGUGUGCAACUAACGAUAAAAAAAUAUAUAAAGAACGUUAUACAAGUUGCCCACUUCGUAAUAUUUAUGGUAUGUACGACAUGCGCCAUGAAGUAUGCAGAGCUUCUAACACUAGAACUACCGAUUAAUGUCAAUUACUUAAGUAUACUAUGCACGUAAUUUUUGGGAGAAAGGGACGAAGAGAGAAAGAAAAUUUGAUCAAUUUAAUCAUCUGCAUGUUACAAUUACAGUCACAAAAAAUCUACAAAUGUUAUAAAUUUGAGUGAUUUAAAAAAAAUUACGAAUCAGUUAUAUUAUUAAUUAUAUUAUAUUAUUUAACUCUUACUUUGGUAAUUCUAGUAUUAAAAGUUCUAUCAUAUUUAAAGAAUUUAUAUUAACUUAUUAAAUAUUAUGAAGUGUGCAGCUACGUCUCUGCGUUUAGAAAAUGGACGUUCUGUAUGUUGUUAAAACUCGUAUAUACAGAUGUACGCAUGAUCCAAUUGAGGAGUAUCGUUUCGCUCGCUUACGAAGAUUACUCUUCGUUCUUGAACUCCCAACUCGAUACCAAAAAAAUGCACGCGCAUGCGAUCGUUAUUCCCGCGCUCCGUCGCGCGUCUCGGACAGCGCGAACCUCAAGAGUGUUUUCGCACACGUAUCUCGUUAAAUAUCAUUAUCCAAAUCGAUCCCGAAGCAUAUCACAUUCCACUCGUAGAGACGCGCAUAGAGGGAAAAAAACAAAAAGGCAUGACCAAAACAAAUAUUAUUUAAUCUACCAAUGUUACUAAUAUAUUACUAUCCAAUUAAUAUUUAACGGUUAAAGCUGAAAUAUACAUGUAAAUCAUAAAAUAUAAAAAAAUUACUUACGACAUGAAUCAAAUUAAAUACUAAUAAAAAUUGCCUGAUCUCCAAAAGUUGCAAAUGAAAUUUAAAAAUCUAAAAGAUAAUAAAAUAUUUUAUUUGAAAAUCAUGAAACUCUUCAAGAAUAUUCUUAAAUUUAAACCUUUUAAAGUUUUUUUUUUAAUCUUAAGUAUUUUGAAAGCUUAAAAUCAACAAUACUCUCGAACUUUAUACAACAAAUUAAUUAAUCAAUUAAUAAUACGUUGCAACAUUAGUUUUGACUAUGGUUUUUUAUUUCUUUCCCCCUUUGUGAGACGACGCGUCUUAUCUCGCCCCAAUCGCGUUGCUGGCGUGUAUAUUAAAACUGCCCUAUAUUAGAGAUACGCAGUGCUCUACCGCUUGUAAAUUUUCGAACGCCUCAUACAUGUCCAAUAUUACAUAAAUAAAAUUCGAUAUAUCUGCAUAUUCAAUAUAUAUAUUACAUAAAUAAAAGUCUAAUAAAAUAGAAUCGUUAACCUAUCUCUGCGAUUACUUACUUUAAAUGUUUUUUCAUAUAUUUUCGAAGAUGUUAAUUUAUCAUUCCUUUUUUACGUGCUUAUUUUACAAGCAUUAAAUAGCCUUUACAUGUAAAAUAUAAAAAAAGAUAUAAAAAACAUCCUGAAACGAGAUAAGAGAUUAAACUUUAUCAUACGGAAGUGUGUUGAAACUUUCCACGGGCGUUCAGCAUGUCCGCAUUUCACAAAAUGUCCGGAAAUUUAUCAGCGGUAUUGUAACGUUCAGAGAAUAUUCUUUCCCAGAGAAAUUUCGAGAGGGAUCCCGCAUGUGUAAAGCGAUCUCUCUCUCUCUGUUUCUAACUCUCUCUCUCUCUCUGUCCGAUCGAGAGCGAUUUGUUGUAUGUACAAUUUUAUGGCACGGACGUGAUAAUAAAGAUUUUCGAUGUUGUACAAA